AUUUCACCUGUGGUAUAAAUAUACUGAGGGACGGGACUGCAGGACAGAGCUGAGAUUGUGUGAGGAUCAGGACUAUGGAUUUACUGCUGUUUGUGUUUCUUCUGCUCUUCUCCAUCCAUCAGACCUUCACAGCUGUUUUAGGUAGAAACACCAGAAACUUGUUCACGGAGAGAGUCUGCUGCAAACGCCAGAGUCACGUCAUCUACAUCGGCAAAGAUAUUUCUGGCAGUCCUGUGAAGGUAGAUGUGGGCGUGUGCAGAACGCACUGUGGCCAAUCCGCGCAUUUUGUAUCAUUAGAGGCGGGACUAAGAGCCUCUAAAUAUUCCUCAAUGCUCGAUUUCCUGCGACAUAAAAAGACGAGACAUCUGGAUCUUUCCUCCUCCUCCUCUUCAGAGGUGAUCAUCGGUUCUCCGUCGUGUGGUUUGAGCUCCAGCUGUGAGCCAGCCGGUAUCCGUGUGGAUCCAGUGAUGCUGUUUGAAGGUCUGCGAGAGAUCGAGAUCAUCCAGGACUGUCACUGCGAAGCCAAAAUUAGCCAGUGUGUCCGAGCGCCAGCACUGAAAACAUACCACUCCAACACGGCGUAUGAGACCGUCAUAGAUGCAGGCAAAUGUGUCGGAUCCAAAGGGGAGCCAGAGGGAUUUUCAUGCGUUCCCACUAAGUUUGAUUCCACCCUCAUCGAAACGCCAAACAAAGUGGAGCUGAUCCAAACUGUGGCCCAAUGCAAACUAAUGGAGCGAUGCUACCGAAUGCCGUAUGUGGAGUAUCAUUAUGAGACCACCUACAGCGAUGACGGAGUCCAGAUUGAAAGUCUGAGGGAAAUAGAUGUGGGCAGAUGUUUGGGAAGCUGCACCUCGGGGAGCCGCUGUCUUCUCAGGAGUGUGUCCGAUCUGGGUGAAUGUCUACUCUGGGCUGAAGGACAGGGAAAGGCGUGUGUUCCUCAAAACUACCAGAGUCACGCUUUACUUACUCAAAAGGGCCAAAUCCGCACUGUUGAUGCCAUCACUUCUUGUCUUUGCCAGUCUUAAACACAGUGCCGCCUAGUGGAGACUGGACC
Messenger RNA from Danio aesculapii, 1054 nucleotides. RefSeq names its product pinhead (gene pnhd). The transcript has 7 exons. Lineage: Eukaryota; Metazoa; Chordata; Actinopteri; Cypriniformes; Danionidae. Bases 75 to 1025 code for a protein of 316 amino acids. The record is from RefSeq and is a predicted model, not a curated record.